Branchiostoma belcheri (Belcher's lancelet) is the source of this 1426-nucleotide messenger RNA. Its product is annotated as ribosome-inactivating protein SNAI'-like. The record is from RefSeq and is a predicted model, not a curated record. The coding region runs from base 490 to 1338 and encodes 282 amino acids. Lineage: Eukaryota; Metazoa; Chordata; Leptocardii; Amphioxiformes; Branchiostomatidae. The transcript is spliced from 8 exons.
UUAUCCAUCCAUACCAGAUCUUAUCGAACAGUACAGACGUUGUGGUACAACCGGAUCGACCACUGUGUACGCUUUCACUCAACAUAGCGUGGCUAGGAUUCGCCAGCUUGAAUACCCCGUUGUUAAGCACACUGCUAGUGCGUUUUCGAGCAGUGUCAGUAGCCCUAGACUCUACCUAGGCGUUUUCGUACGCAGAAUAGCAUCCCUACCGGACGUUUCGAGUCUCCCAGAUGCCGCGUUUUGAGUACAUCAGGCGAUCAGUUCUGGAAUCUAGGGAGAGAUUUGCGAGGUUUAACCGUGAGAGGGGACCGAGAGAGCAGCAGCAGGAGCAGGCGGCGCGGCCGGAGGUCCUGGCCAUCGCCCGCCGGCCUGGCUUCACCGGGGCGUCCGCCGGACUCCGCCUGGCCGUCGCUAUCCACUUGUCCUGGGCUGAAGCGCUUCAGACGGCCCUAGGAUCUACCGUACGCUCGAGCACACCUCCCAACCGCCAUGGAGUACAAAGGGUAUUUCUACAUCAUGAGCAGGCAGACAGGAAUGGUCCUCGAUGUGUUUGAGGGCAACACCGCCGCCUCCACUCGCCUGAUCGUCUACACCAUGAAGACGGAGGGAGCGGAGAACCAACUCUGGAAGUACGACUCGGAGACUGGUGAGCUGGUGAGUCGUCUGAACGGCUAUCGUGUCGACGUGUCCGGUGGAUAUGCUUUCGACGGCGCAAAGAUCAUCAACUACCCGACCAACAACGCGCCCAACCAGAACUGGGUCUUCAAACCGGACGGUUCCAUUCAGAGCGGCCUGGGGGACCAGUGGGUCCUGGAUGUGGAGGGGGCCAACACCAACGCCGGCACCCAUGUGAUUCUGUACCAGCGUAAGGAUGGAGGGCCCAGCAUCAACCAGCAGUGGGACAUCGUGCCCUAUGUGCCCACGACCGGGUUCUACAUCCGAAGCGCGCUGAACGACUGCUACCUGCAGAUCGCUGACGGCAGUGACAAAACGUCUGCUCCGCUCUGCAUCGGGAACAAACCUGGGGUGCCCCGUGCCGACCACAGAUACCUGCUCUGGAAGUACAACAAGAAGGAUCGUACCAUCUGCAGCGAGCUGAACGACUACGCCGUCGACGUGCAGGGUGGCUCGGCAGAGAACUCUGUCAAAAUCAUCGCCUACCCCUGCCAUGAGGGCGCUAACCAGCAGUGGACGUUUGAGAAGACCGGGACCAUCGUGAGCGGGCUGGGGGAGAACUGGGUCCUGGACGAUCAGGCUUCGGGUGGAGCCGGAAGUGCCGUGAUCCUCUACACCAGGCAUGGCGGGAAGAACCAGCAGUGGUACAUCUCCGAGGAUUAAAGGCCUAGGGGGUACCAGGCAAUUGGGUGGUCCGUAGAGAAAUCAUCCACCCCCUCCGGACCGACUGAGGCCUGCAGAACCAAGCUUA